UAUUGGACGGCUCACCGCGAAGUACGCCGGUAGCUGUUGUUGUUGUCUGGGGCAAGCCGGGUGAAGAGGAGGCGGGGCGUUGCUCUGCGUGACGUGUCGCAGGCACGCGGGGUAUACUGGGAGAAAGUACAAAUCUCAUCAACCAGAUCUUUCUACUACUUGAGUACCCUCAAAGGUGGAUUGUGACGAGACUGAUAAAGAACUUUGAGGCAAAUCCAUCAUCACACAGACUCAAUGAGAAGCCAGUUAAAGCGCCUUGCUCUGUUGCAGGCAUUCAAUCGACGAAAUCAUAUCAGACACCUGAGGCAUUCCAGGGGUCAACAUCAAUAUUCACAGCAGCAUUAUGGUACACCAUCUUCAGUUGAUACCAGCACACCUGCUGUUUCUGAUGCUGAAACACCUACAGAUUCUGAACCUCGCUCGCCUGUUCCCUUCGAUGCUGGCACUACUGCAUGCUUUGAUGCUAACUCUCCUACAGUCUCCGAUGCAGGCAUACCUGCAGAAUCUGACCCUGGUUCAGUUGCAGAGACUGGCAUUUGUACCUCUGCAACCGAACCUGUAGCAUUUGACUAUGCAGAUUCUGCCACUGCCACAGACUUGUACAACAACUAUUUUGUUGCAGACUUUGAUAAUGAUCCUUAUGAAACGGGUUCCUAUGGCUACUCUGGGAAUGUUUCUACGUCCUCUGAUUCUGACUCAUACGUAUACACUGAUAAUGAUGCCUGUGGCUAUCCUGAUGAUGACUCCAAUGCAAACGAUGACACUCUCUCCUAUGGCUACUCUGAUGCCAGUACUUAUGUAUACACCAUUGAUUGUGGCUCUGCAUACAGUGAGGCAGGCAAACCUGCUAUCUCUGACUCACUUAUGGAGUCUAACCCUGGCUCACCUGCAGCCUCUGACCCUGGCUCAUAUGCAGCCUACAACAUUGGCUCAUGUGCAGUCAUUGAUUCUGAUAAAUGCGCAACCUCCUUUGCAAGCUCACCUACAGUCUUUGACAUAAGAUCACAUGACAAGUUGCCAAUAGCCUUACAAUCAAGAGCACCGGUAGCUUCAUAUGCUGCAGUCUCUAACCCAAGGUCAAAUAACGAGUUGCCAAUAGACUUACAAUCAAGAGCACCAGUAGCUUCAAAUGCUGCAGUCUCUAACCCAAGGUCAAACAAUAAGAUGCCAUUAGCCUCACAAUCUAGAGCACCAGUAGCUUCAUAUGCUGCAGUCUCUAACCCAAGGUCAAACAACAAGAUGCCGUUAGCCUCACAAUCUAGAGCACCAGCACCCUCCUACGUUGCAGUUUCAGACACAAGAUCACAUGGCAAGUUGCCAAAAGUCUCACAAUCUAGAGCACCAGUAGCUUCAAAUGCUGCAGUCUCUAACCCAAGGUCAAACAACAAGAUGCCAAUAGCUUCACAAUCAAGAGCACCAGUACCUUCAUAUGCUGCAGUCUCUAAUCCAAGGCCAAACAACAAGAUGCCAUUAGCCUCACAAUCUAAAGCACCAGUAGCCUUCUACGUUGCAGUUUCUGACACAAGAUCACAUGCCACGUUACCAUUAGCCUCACAAUCUAGAGCACCAAUAGCUUCACCAGCCAAAGUUUCUUCUAGAAGAUUUAUAGCUUCUAAUGCUGGCUCACCUACAGUUUCCAACAAGGGAUCACUAGUUGGCUUAUCCACCGCCACAAACCCUGCCUCACAAGCUGUUUCACCCGCAGCGUCACUUACCGAAGCACCAGCAGCUUCACUGGCUGAAGUCUCUGCCCUGCCAAGGAUCCAGAAACAACUAGAUGCCAUACAUGCUGAAAUACAUCAGAUGAGGAAAGAAAUAUCCUUCCACUUCAACAAACUCUUCACCCAGUGGCAGUAAUUUUAAAACAAUUUUGUUUUCUCAGAAUCCACAAGAAAAUGUUCCAGUUCUUUGUUUGUAUUCCUAUACAUUUAAAUAAAAAUAUUGCAGUUUU
Molecule: messenger RNA, 1951 nt
Organism: Xenopus laevis (African clawed frog)
Lineage: Eukaryota; Metazoa; Chordata; Amphibia; Anura; Pipidae
Product: clumping factor A
Exons: 3
Coding region: 235-1857 (540 amino acids)
Source: RefSeq, a predicted model, not a curated record